This is a messenger RNA of Hypoxylon trugodes, 1889 nucleotides long. Its product is annotated as fatty acid desaturase-domain-containing protein. The coding region runs from base 371 to 1648 and encodes 425 amino acids. Gene Ontology annotation, molecular function: oxidoreductase activity. NCBI's taxonomy places the organism in Eukaryota, Fungi, Ascomycota, Sordariomycetes, Xylariales, Hypoxylaceae. Gene Ontology annotation, biological process: lipid metabolic process. The transcript is spliced from 6 exons. The record is from RefSeq and is a predicted model, not a curated record.
CAGAAAUGCAAAAAGACAUAUCACUUCAUUCGUGGAUUAGAUAUGACUAGUAAUAGUCCUAAGAGUAUACGCCAUCUCUUAUAUUCUCUCGGCGAGUUUGUAGAUCUCUCACAUGCUGAAGACCAACCAAACGCUGCCGGCUACCGAAUACAAUGGUACAUGCCUGAUUGGGAGAAUGGACAAAGACACGAUGUGGGGGAUGUAACCAUUUCGAAGGCAAUACCGAAUAGGCAAAAUGGGAUAGAGGUCCUCACGGAGACAAUAGACGCCCAAGAUACCUAGGUGGGUAAUGCAUAGGUAGGUAAGUUAGGACCCAUAUACCUAUAGGUAUCUAUCCGGGACUUUAGCACUUCCCUAUAGUUUUUUCAAGAUGAGCGAGACAUAUGUCACUGAGACAAUCCAUGGGGAGAUCGUCAAAGAUGGUCCUAUACAGGGCGUCAACGUCGACAUCAAGAGACUCCGCGAAGCCAUUCCCGCUCAUUGUUUUCAACCUACUAUCGCUCGGUCUCUUAGUUAUGUUAUUUCAGACCUCAUCGUUUGGGGCAGCCUGCUUGCCGGUACCCUAUGGCUAGAGCCCCAGCUUGAGUUUUGGCCAAGCCGCCUUCUCCGCUUCGUCGUGUAUCCUUUCCUCGCCGGCCUCCCUCUUACUGGCGUUUGGGUAGUUGGACACGAAUGUGGCCACGGAGCCUUCUCGAAAUACAAGUCGGUGAACAAUUUUGUCGGCUUCCUCGCCCAUUCUUUCCUCCUAUCCCCCUACUUUGCUUGGCAGUCGUCACACGGGAGACAUCAUCAAUAUGCGAACAACAUGUCGACUGACCUAAAUUACGUACCAUUUUCCAAAAUCGAAUACAAGGAAUCGUUCCGUAAGAAGGUCGACCUAGAACACAUGGCAGAAGAUGCUCCUGUAGUGGUCUUUCUUCGAAUCGUACUCCAACAAAUUCUUGGUUGGCCUUGGUACCUCCUGACACAUAUCACAGCCGGCCCCAACAGUUCUCCAAGAAAGUCUAGAGGAUGGUGGGACAAUAGCCACUUCCUACCAACUAGCUCCUUGUUUCGUCCCUCCGAAGGCUUGAAUAUUGUCCUGUCAGAUCUUGGUAUCCUUGGAAUGAGCUACGUUCUCUAUCUGGCCGGAGAGAAAUAUGGAUCGUGGAAUGUUGUUUGGGGAUACGUUUUGCCAUGGAUGUGGGUGAACCACUGGAUUGUGAUGAUUACCUACCUUCAUCAUACAUCGCCUGACCUACCCAAAUAUAACCCCGAAAGCUGGACGUAUCUUCGAGGAGCUCUUGCUACGGUCGAUAGAGAUCCCGGAGUUGUUUUGAAAUACAUGCUGCAUCACAUCAUUGAUCUCCAUGUGAUUCACCAUCUAUUCCCUCGUAUCCCGCAUUACUACGCCCAGGACGCCACCGACGCAAUCAAGCCAUUGCUUGGACCCCUUUACCACGUCGACAAACAGAAUUAUUGGCAGGCUCUCUGGGAUGCAUUUGUUAUGUGUCAAUGGGUUGAGCCCGACCCUGAGAAGACUCGACAAGCGAGAAUCGAUGCGGGUGAAGUUGCUGAUGCUGCAGCCGCUGCUUCCGAUGAGAAAGGGGUACUAUGGUAUCGUUCCGGAAGGAUUCCACGGGUUGUUACAGUGAUGCGCGGCUCUUAAACACACCCAUACCUACACACACAUACUUAUGUGUGUGUGUGACAAUAACCGUUCGAAACGUUUAUGACAAGGACACAGCGUUGAACCUCGACAAGCCUUAUCGGUAUUAUGACAAGAAUACGCAUUGUUAAUAAUGAUGAUCAAGUUUAUGCCUCCCAUUAGCAACCCUUUUCAAAGCACUUCAUCAGAUGUUCGAUUCAAGGCACAAUGUAACCCAACGUCGCAUUCUAGCUAGAAAUCU